This is a messenger RNA of Syngnathoides biaculeatus (alligator pipefish), 1488 nucleotides long. It is a transcript of the gene gnrhr4, whose product is annotated as gonadotropin releasing hormone receptor 4. The record is from RefSeq and is a predicted model, not a curated record. Gene Ontology annotation, cellular component: membrane. NCBI's taxonomy places the organism in Eukaryota, Metazoa, Chordata, Actinopteri, Syngnathiformes, Syngnathidae. Gene Ontology annotation, molecular function: peptide binding; gonadotropin-releasing hormone receptor activity. Bases 73 to 1488 code for a protein of 471 amino acids. The transcript is spliced from 5 exons. Gene Ontology annotation, biological process: G protein-coupled receptor signaling pathway.
GAAGCUGAAGUCCAAAGAAAAUAAUCGCGUGUGAGAACUGUUAGCGGAUGCUAUUUAUGUGCUGUGAGCUAAAUGUGUAUUCUGUGCUGGUUACAGGCGCUCUUCAAGAAACCUGCCGGUCCACCACGCUCGCGCUCUGGCAGUCAGUGGAGGAAUGAAGCGGGAGGAAGCAACAGCUGCAGAUGCGCCGAACGCCGCGAGGUCCCCGUUGAUGCUCGGUUCCCGGGUCUCGAAGACUUUGGGUUCCCUCCGGCGUUCGCACACUUCAGGCCGCAGGUGGAUAGCGUAAGGCAGAAGCCGCGGGACUCCAAGCCCCCCCGCGCUAUGUUCCACCAGCUAGCCGACCCGGAGGCGGCCAACGACAGCUGCGGGGGGGCCCCCGCCUGCAACGCCACCUCGCCCGACGACGCGCUGCAGCUGCCCACUUUCUCCACGGCGGCCAAGGUGCGGGUCAUCAUCACCUUCAGCCUGUGCGCCGCGUCGGCCGUGUGCAACCUGCUGGUGCUGUGGGCGGCCGGCAAGGGCGGCCGGCGCAAGUCCCACGUCAGAAUCAUCAUCAUGAACCUGACCGUGGCCGACCUGCUGGUCACCUUCAUCGUGAUGCCCGUGGACGCCGUGUGGAACAUCACGGUGCAGUGGCAGGCCGGGGACGCCGCCUGCAGGCUGCUGAUGUUCCUCAAGCUGGUGGCCAUGUACUCGUGCGCCUUCGUCACGGUGGUCGUCAGCCUGGACAGGCAGUCGGCCAUCCUCAACCCGCUGGGCAUCAGGGAGGCCAGGAAGAGGAGCAAAGUUAUGCUGACCGUGGCCUGGAGCAUGAGCGUGCUUCUCUCCCUCCCUCAGAUGUUCAUAUUCCACAACGUGACCAUCACCGUCCCGGAGAACUUCACGCAGUGCACCACCCACGGCAGUUUCGUGGAGCACUGGCAGGAGACGCUGUACAACAUGUUCACGUUUGCGUGCCUCUUCCUCCUCCCUCUGGCCAUCAUGAUCUUCUGCUACACCCGAAUCCUCAUCGAGAUCUCCAGCCGCAUGGCUCGCAACCACCUGCUGUCCAGAGACGUCCAUCUGCGCCGCUCCCACAACAACAUCCCAAAAGCCCGAAUGAGGACCCUGAAGAUGAGCAUCGUCAUCGUGACGUCGUUCAUAAUCUGCUGGACCCCGUAUUACCUCCUGGGCCUGUGGUACUGGUUGUUUCCGGAAAGAAUGGAAGAAACGGUGUCCCAUUCCCUCACCCACAUGCUGUUCAUCUUCGGCCUGUUCAACGCCUGCCUGGACCCCAUCACGUACGGCCUGUUCACCAUCCACCUGCACCAGAACCGAAAGAGCUCCAGCCGGGCCUCCAACACGCAGAUCACGUCGGAGGACAACAACUGCUUGAUGCGCAUGACGCGCCGCCACGUGGCCUCGGCGGGCCAGAACCCGGAAGAAAGCGAGAACAGCAGCUUAAAUAGCGGCUCCAGGCCAAUUGUGCCCGUUAGUGAGCUCUAA